CGCUGGUGGGGGAUGAUAAGAAGAACGCAAGCGUCAACCUAUCGACCAGCUAACCCUCCGGGUAACACCCUCGCGAUCCUCGGCCGAGGCUCACUGCUUCACCGGCAAACUAGUGGGUAGUACACGCACGCGACACAGAUUUCAACUUGGAUUGUUUAGUUUCUCCUUCCUCACCUCUCUUAUUUCAUCCUUUCCUUUCGGAUUACCUUACGUUGAAGUGUUAUUCCGCAACUUCGGGGGAAAAGGUACGCAACAAAAAGGGACAAGUCGCUCGUGAACGUCGUCGUCGAGCCGUCAACUCCGAGACACGAAUCCUCCUCUCCCUCUCCUCUCUCCCGGUCACCAAAGCCAACCGAAGAACACGAGGAUCGUCGCGUACGUCGGCGAGCAUCCGACCGCCAAAGACCACCGGGAAUCCUGCGGUUUUCGUCAGGGGGACGAGGUCGGUGUUAAACCAGCAAGAUUACCGGCCGCGGCGGUUGCGCCAAAUACUGUGGUACAGCUCCUUCACCCGGCAACAUUUCAUUCUCCAGCUUUCGACAGUCCUUCACCUCCAAUGUUAACUACCUGAAACGGAGUUUGUCUUCCAGGUUCUCGUCAGGGGAUUUGAGCUCGGAGCUCGACGAUGAACCAAGCACAGACUCCGGGCUGGCCUCCAUGGCCAGGGAUUCGUCCCAAUCGUAUCAAGCGGUACCGGAUCGGCCACUGCAGUCCCAACCGACGCCUGUUCCACCGGCCAGCCAGCCACCGGUACCCGGUGCACCGCCGUCUGGACCACCUCAGCCCGUUGGCGGCGACCUGAGCCUGAACCUGAGGCCCGGAUCGAGAACCACCAGCGCUCCUUCCUCGCCUGCCAAGACCAGGGAAAGUUUGCUUCAGAGGGUUCAGAGCCUGACCGGAGCUGCUCGCGACCAGGGUGCAUCGAUUCUGGGAGCGGCGGUGUCAGGCGCGACCAGAGGGCCGUCUUACAACAAAGAUCGAUGUUUCACCUUGCUGGUUAUCGACGACCAGAAUACCGACUGGAGCAAAUAUUUCCGGGGUCGUAGGCUUCACGGUGAUUACGAGAUCCGCGUAGAACAGGCGGAAUUUCGGGAAUUGUCGUUGACUGCGAGCGAGAAUGGCACUGUUGUGUCCAUGGCGGUUUAUCGUAACGGGACCAAAGUCAUCCGAUCGUUCAAGCCAGAUUUCGUCCUGAUACGACAAAACCUAAAGGACGCGGGUGAAGACUACAAGAACCUUCUCCUCGGUUUAAUGUACGGCGGUGUCCCGAGCGUUAACAACCUCACGGCAAUUUACAACUUUCAGGACAAACCAUGGGUGUUUGCGCACCUACUUGGACUCCAACGUCGUUUGGGGAAAGACAACUUCCCAUUGAUCGAGCAAACUUAUUAUCCGAACCAUCGUGAAAUGGUGAGUGCAGCUCGCUACCCGGUCGUGGUGAAACUCGGACACGCCCACAGUGGAGUGGGAAAAGCUCGUGCCGAGACGAAUCAAGAGUUUCUGGAUCUCGCCUCUUUGGCCGCUCUGGCCAACACUUACUGCACAGCGGAGCCGUACGUCGACACCAAGUACGACGUUCACGUGCAGAAAAUAGGCAAUAACUACAAGGCGUUCAUGCGGAAGAGCAUAAGCGGAAACUGGAAGUCUAACACCGGUUCGGCGAUGUUGGAGCAAUUAGCCGUGAGCGAAAGACAUCGCACCUGGGUUGAUCACGUGGCCCAAUUGUUCGGUGGAUUGGAUAUCUGCGCGAUCGAGCUGCUGGUCGGGAAGGAUGGCCGGGAAUACAUAAUCGAGGUGAACGAUAGCGCGUUGUCGUUGAUGGGAGACUCGCAGGAGGAGGAUCGCCGUCAUAUUGCGGACCUCGUCACCGCGAAGAUGCAGGUAUGUUGUCGACCUCCGAGCGUGUUGACGAAAACAACAUCGAGAGGAUCGAUGUCUGGCUCGAGUCAGGCAACGAGCCCGGUAGAAGACCGUAGUGUGCCACCAGCUGCUCCGCUGGGAUCUCAUGGGAGCAUGGGAUCCAUGGCUAGCAUAGGAAGUUUAGGUUCCGCGGGCUCGGCGACAGCAAUGACGGCCGACGUAACCAGCUCUGACAGCCAUCAUCAAUUGCAACGACGCGAUUCACAAGCAUCGCAGUCAAGUACAGUGAGCAGCGCUCCGUCGGUUGGUCGACGUCAAGAAGAGACUCCAACGUCGAGAAUACCUUUCCACAGACAAGGUAGCCAGUCCCAGAGCGAAGACACCGAAGACACCAUGAAGAAUCUUCGGAAAACGUUUGCAGGGAUCUUUGGAGAUAUGUAAAUUUCUCGAAACGCGAAGGUUGUGUACUGGAGCAAAGGAGAUCGUCUUACGAUUGUUGUCAAAUCUGAGUUACUAAGAAAACUGUACCCGAGACGAAGAUGGAUUGCUUAGAACAUCUUUGGCGAAAGAUCGUAUUUUUCUUCGUAUUGUUUCCUUGUCAUUAGUAACGGUAUGUGAAUAAUUUUGCAACAAAAUGGGAUUUCUUCAAAAAAAAAAAAAAAAAAAAAAAAAAAACGCUCGGACGACGUAUUUUGAUUAAUUUGUCGGGUAUGAAAAUGGAUUGAAAAGGAAACUGAACGUCGAUAUAUUUGCAGAUCAUCAAGCUCGUCUAAACAACGCUCGUGUCCUACAAUGGGACGCCAUAUAACGAUGUAAAUUUUGCUAACGGUCCACGGCGAUGUGUAUAAAACAUAAACAUAACUUAACAUAACAUCUCGUUUCUAGCAGAUUUAGUUGUCAGUUGCUUGCUCGGUCAUUCGACGAAGAAGAUUCUUUCGAAGCUUGUUCUUCUAGAAUUCUUGGUAACUACGUUUGCUAAUUAUUCCGUACUUAAUUGUUAAUCGAUACUCCACGUGUUUGACGCAUCGGUUGCUACACAAAUGUUAACUACGUGUUUUCGAUAAGGGGAGGGUGAGCAAAAAGAAAUUAAUCCGGGAGAAAGUUUAAAGUCGUGGUCGUUUAUGUAUAUUAAAAGGUAAAAGAAAAAAAAAAAAAACGUAAAAAAAGUAAAAAAAUCGUAAUGUAGAUUCUAUGUAUUCGAUGUAUUCAGCAUUUACAUAGUGGCUAGGGAAAAAAAAGAGAUUCUCUCAGGUUAAAAGAAAUAGUCGAAGAAAACGAAGAAUGCUUUUCCAAGUGUCCGGUUAUGUUUCGUUACCAUCGACGUAUCCGUUCUGCAUACUCGUCUCGUUUACGGGGAACGCCGCCACUUGGUUUUUCGAUUCCAACAGGCAACAGUACCAUAGGCCCCUGUCAUCUCCUCAUCCGACUUUACUUCAGGCGUCCACUUUUUAGGCUUAACUUUCGAUUAUAGCAUUGUCUAACGGCGAGGGAAACGGGAAUGAUGCGAGGUAGAGAAAGCUGGGAAAAAAAAAAAUACAGAAAGAAAGAAUGGAAGAAACGACGAGUUAUAAAUUUAAAUGGGUGAUGAAAGUCCUGCAGUAAAAUACAUAUUUGUAAAAUUGUUAAAAAGUAUUUGUAAGCCGACGUCAUUCAAAAUGAUUGAGGAAAACAAAAAAAGAGGAGAUUCGGGCAUUAUACUGAACAUUUGGCUAGAGAAGACUUCGGAUCGAUCGCCCUGGCACUCGAUUGUCAGGCCAUGGAAGAACCAAACGAUCGACGAGUCUGUAUCUUAAGCGCACAAAUAGUCAUUAAGAUAUCGAAAAAAAAAAAAAAAAAUACGGGCAGUACUUUGACAUCGUGCAUGUGAGCAACGCAAACGUUUGGACUAAAUGAACGGGACUUGCGAGAGUGAGAGAAAAAAAAAAUUCUUCUGCCGAGUCGUCCGGCCUUGAUCUUGAACAAUGAACACGUUUCGGCCUGCAAAAAAAAUGUAAUUUCCUCGGCCGGCGACCUUUCGAUUUGGAUUUGUCAAAAUUUAUCGUCUCGAAUAGUGGCCGAGCAUCUCGAUGUUGAAAACUGUCCAGCAUUCCGAUAACGAACUGCUUCUUUUUCCUAAAUUUUCACGCGAUGUUGCAGGUGAUUUGUAAAGAGGCGAAUGGGAGGGAGCUUGCGCGAGGCGACUACUCGGCACGCUUGCUGAAAAUUCACGAAAAAAGAGAUACGUUCGUUGCUCCGUAGGCUUUAAGAACAAUUACCGAUGAAAUCAAAAUGUAAUAAAAAAAAUAUAAAAAAACGGGUUCGUGAACUAGGAACGGGGAAGCGAGAGGGUAGCGGCCGCUAGUUGCCGCGAGGAAAUGAUUAUUAAGGCAAAGAAGAAGAAGAAAAAAAAAAACAGAAAGAAACACAUGGGCAUUCAGUAAAUCGUGAUUUCUUGCGAUCGUGCAAAAAUCCGAAGCACACCAAGCAAACACUUGAUGAUCUGCAGAUAUACUCGUGUUCGUUUACCCUGUAAUUUAACUUUAUUUCAUCGAAACUCCUUUGAUUCAGUACUCGCUGGUGAAUAACGAUUCGAAUCUACGAAGUGAAAAGAACCGAUCGACGAAAGAAAAGAAAAAAAAAAAAAAGAAAAAGAAGAAAAGAACGAGAAUAGAGAACGAAACGUCUUUAUCCAAAUGAUCUCAAUUUACCUUAGAAUAAGGGCUGAUAAACGUAUUGGCGGCGAAGGGCAGACAGCUCGUGGUGUCAGCUUUGAAAGAAACAGAAAUAAGUUCGUUCGUUUCACACUCUGUUCUACCUUGAUUUUAUAUUACGAUUACGGAACGAUUGCUUUUUAUCGAAAUAUCGAUUUUAACUUAAACCUUUGUCAGUCGCAAGAAUAUAGCAAGGGAGACGCGUAGGACGCGUAAAAGGAACGUAUGUCGCCUCCUUUAUUAGGUCUUGGUUAUAUUCACCUUUGCUUCUGUCGAUGUUGAAUUUUUAGGAAUGUGAAGGAAAGGAUACGCGAACGCAGAGACGUGAACCUAGUCCAUCCUCUAUUGCACAACUAAUUGAUCGAUAUUCUCGGUAUGUGUAUCUAGGUUUAAAUCAGUAUCGUUAGUUAUCCGUUGAAAAGUAAGGUACACGGUAUAUGAAUUGAACGGUACCCACGGCUACCAGAGUUAAUUUUCGAAGUAAUAGAUGUCCGAUGGUUUGAUUUUUGAUGUGCCUUGAUACUUAAGUGUCCUUCUUGUCACGUUUCUUAUCCAUUCGGAGCAGCCAAAGUGCGUUUCGACGUACAAUUUUCACUAUGCACUUAACCAUGCGCAUCUCUCUCUUUCUCUUUCUAUUUCUCUUUCUCUAUUUCUCUCUCUCUCUCUCUCUCUCUCUUCCUCUCUAUGUUGUUUGUACUUUUUAUACACCGAGCGCGUGCACCGUUUUACCUUUCGCAUGAUCAUCUUUAACGAGCUGCUUAUCAUUAUUCGUCAGACACCUCGAUAUCGUGGAUAAGUGCAGGUACACCGUCCAAAGUACGAUCAACAGCGAACGAAGGCGUUAGCGUCACUCGAAACGUCAAUCGAUCGAACCAAGCGAGCACAUUUAUCGUUCGUCGAUAUUCGCGGUAGCUCGAGCUUACGUCGUUUAUUCUCCUCGGUUCACCUACACCAAUGGUUCGCCGUUUAGUGCAGUUAGAUUCGCGUUGCGUCUCGUGCGCUUUUGAUUUUCGUUGACAGUUUAGCUUCAUCGAUACGACAAGGCAAUGAUACGUAGAGAACGACGCGUAGAGUCUUAAACAGCGUUUAGAGCGCGUAGAGCCGCGAGAGAAUAGAGCAGAAGCUUUUGGAGUUAGGGUUACAGACGUUACAGAGGCUGUCUAAUUUCGCUAACCUAGUUUGAGAGAACUCGCCCGCACGUACGUAUGACAGUGAAGUCAGAAUCGCAAUAGAUAUCGCGAGCAAUAAAUUGUCGAGUUUACACUUGACGUUUGCAGGAAAUAGCACCUUAAGGGAGGUAACUGGAUAAGAACAUGGAACAGAAAGACGAAAAGAAAAAAAAAAAAGAAAGAAUCCUGGACAAUCUUUACAACAGAGAGAAAGUUGUAGUUGCCCAACGAAGUACAAAAAACGAUCGUCGAUGAACGAAAGCCGCUGAGCGAAACUGUGAAACUCGCUUUCGGAGCUGACGCCACGACGACGCGAGGAAACGAAAA
Messenger RNA from Frieseomelitta varia, 6046 nucleotides. It is a transcript of the gene Syn, whose product is annotated as synapsin. Gene Ontology annotation, cellular component: synaptic vesicle membrane; synaptic vesicle. The transcript has 10 exons. Gene Ontology annotation, biological process: neurotransmitter secretion. NCBI's taxonomy places the organism in Eukaryota, Metazoa, Arthropoda, Insecta, Hymenoptera, Apidae. Gene Ontology annotation, molecular function: ATP binding; metal ion binding. Bases 658 to 2301 code for a protein of 547 amino acids. The record is from RefSeq and is a predicted model, not a curated record.